Molecule: messenger RNA, 3298 nt
Organism: Epinephelus fuscoguttatus (brown-marbled grouper)
Lineage: Eukaryota; Metazoa; Chordata; Actinopteri; Perciformes; Serranidae
Gene: glrx3
Product: glutaredoxin 3
Exons: 1
Coding region: 44-1018 (324 amino acids)
Source: RefSeq, a predicted model, not a curated record
GACGUAAUGGCGACACCGGAACACACACACAGAGGAAAGAAACAUGGCGAAUCUCGUGGAGGCGACAACCCAGCAGCAGUUUGAAGAUUUCUUGGCCAAAGCUGGGAAAUGCCUGACUGUGGUGCAUUUCCAGGCGGCAUGGGCUUCUCAGUGCAGCCAAAUGAACGAAGUGAUGACCGAGCUGGCUAAAAUACACGCGCACACCACGUUUGUUAAACUGGAGGCGGAAGCGGUGCCUGAGGUGUCGGAGAAGUAUGAAAUCACCGCUGUACCGACUUUCCUUUUCUUCAAGGGAGGGGAGAAGGUGGACCGCUUGGACGGGGCCAAUGCUCCGGAGCUGGGUAAGAAGGUGCAGCGCUUGGCAGUUACCGGGAGUCCGGGCGGAGCUGCGGAAAGCGGCACCACAGACCUGAACCAGCGGCUAAAGAAGCUAAUCAACGCGGCGCCAUGUAUGCUCUUCAUGAAGGGGUCACCGCAGGAGCCCCGCUGCGGCUUCAGCAGGCAGAUAGUGGGCUUGUUGAAGGAGCACAACAUCCAGUUCAGCAGCUUCGACAUCCUGUCCGACGAGGAGGUCCGACAGGGGCUGAAGACCUACUCCAACUGGCCCACAUACCCUCAGCUGUACGCGAAUGGAGAGCUGGUGGGAGGACUGGACAUAGUGAAGGAGCUGGCCGAGUCUGGAGAGCUGGAGAACACCUGCCCGAAGGCUGUCACCCUGGAGCACCGUCUGAAGACUCUCAUCAACCAGAGCCCAGUCAUGCUGUUCAUGAAGGGGAACAAGGAGGCUGCAAAAUGCGGCUUCAGCAGGCAGACACUGGAGAUUUUGAACGACACCGGGGUGGAUUAUGACACCUUUGAUAUUCUGCAGGAUGAAGAGGUGCGUCAGGGGCUCAAGACCUAUUCUAACUGGCCAACCUACCCACAGCUGUACGUGAAAGGAGACCUGAUCGGUGGACUGGACAUAAUGAAGGAGCUGAAGGAGAAUGGGGAGCUGGUAUCAGUGCUAAAGGGGGAGUAGGUGUAUUCACCAUGUCAUCAGAGAGUGAACAAGAAGCUACUGCACAUGCCCAGACCAGCCCAGUGUCACUGAUGCAACAGGAGGGCCAGGGAGGAAAAUACUAGAUUUAAUAAUCAAAUUGUGUCACAUAUAACCAAGCUGUUGUAGCAUUUGGGUAUAUUCACAGCCUACUUAAAAGUCAAAAAUGAAACUGCACUUAAAGAGAAUUUACUUUUGGUUUAUUAUUUUUGAAGUUUCGGCAGAGUAAUUCUUGAAAACACAUCUUGAGAAACGUUUAAAGUGAAUGUGAAGCGAUCCCUGUGCGUGGCCUGAUUUUAUAAAUCCUGUCUGACUCUGGGAAAAUACACUGAGAACAGAUGACUUACAUGUUUUCUGCAUUUUGGGGGGUUACACUCGUCCUUCCAAUAUUCACAGCCUCACACUUAAGAGCGGGUUUAUAUUUAGUGAAGCCUCUGACUUUUCCUGUUGUCCUGUCCACGCUUUCCUCACCUGAAAGAAAAACAGUUACAGCUAUGUCCAAUAAUCACUCUGGUUAAAUGCAUAGAACUAACUCUAGGUGGCAGUUAUUGAGACUUUGUUCAUUAAUAACAUUAUGAUUAAACAAUUAAAAAAAACUAAGAUUUGGUGUUGUUUUUGGUGCUGCUUCUAUCAGCUUGCUAAUAUGUACAAAAUAUCACUUUGUAGAAUCUGCUGGCAACCAAACUAGGGUUGCAGCGAUAUGUUUCAAGGUAUACUGUGAUAUAAACGUUUCUAUCAUGCAGAGUACAUUUGCUUAUCUACAAUAUUGGGGGGAAAAAUGCAACUGGAUGUUGAAUCUCCCAUUUAUUUUAGUUGUUUUCAAAGAGGAGACUUUAUACACAUACUUCUAUUAACAAAAUGGCUUCAAUUAUAGUAAUAAAACAUUUAUUUAACCAACAACAAACCCUCUCUGUUUUAUUCCUUUAAGGGUCAUUCUGACUGAUAAUAUAAGUUAUGUAAUAUCUUGAUACAGUGAAACCGCAAUGCUUUCUGAGACUGUCAUCGUACUGUGAAAAUCUCAUACUGUCGCAACCCUAAACCAAACAAACCGUAUAUUCACAAACAGCAAUGCAACAUCUUAAACCAGGGGUGUCAAACAUACUGCUCGGGGGCCAGAACCAGCCCGCCUAAGGGUCCAAUCCAGCCCUCUACAUGACUUUGCACAUCUAAUAUUGAUGCUCAUGUGAAGGCUGACAGGUUUCAGGAGAUAUUUGAAAACAAUAAAUAUUCUCUAUAGUCAUAUUUAAAGAUAUUGAACAUUGUGCAAAAUGCUUUCAACCAGCAGCUUCAGUACAAAAGGAUCUGUAUCAGACUUCGAUCUUAAAACAAUAUUAGUGGAACCCUGCUGCUGAGGCACUGACAGAACUUCAGAUUGUAAGUGAUUUGUCAGUGGAUGAGUUAAUCUGCUUCUUCAAUAGCCUCCACUUUAAUGGAAAAUUAUGAAAAAAGUCACAUGUAAUGAAAGCAAGCAGUAGACUGACUGGAUGUAGAAAGGGUGAUCGUGGGCUGUUCAUCAUUUGUUUUGUAAAUGGAUGAACAUAUUCAGAAAGAUUUUCUUUACGCUAAAAAAUGGAAAAACUCUGAAGGGGAUGUCCCACUUGAGAUCAAAUUGGGCUGUAUGCGGCCCCGAACUAAAAUGAGUUUGACACCCCUGCCUUAAACCUAAUAUGAGAAAGUAAAAGUUGUUGAAAUUGCGUUGAUUUUGCUGUAGAAUAACAAAAGUUGUGUCUGUGAACAUAAAUACAGCACAUCCACAAUUCUUAGCUGUAGUUAAACUGCUGUUAAAUGUAAAGUUUAAUACCGUAAAACUUUUAACUAAAAGCCUAGUCCCAAUUUACCACCCAGUCCCUUUUACUCCGCCGAUGUGGCUACACAUUUUGACAAAUAAACACCUGUCUCAUAUAGAGGCCUGGUCUGGUUGCCAAACAAUUCAUUUUUUUUUGAAGUUCUUCAGAUGUAUAAAUCCUCAACUUAUGUGUCCAUUCCUCAAUCACCUUGUAAGUUAUUCAUAUUCCUUUAGUGUGUAAGGGUCCUCAGAUCAAAAGAAUCAAAAGGGUUUUUCAUAAAAAUGAAUCCAAGUUGUGAGUAUUGUUUUAACAGGAUAAAGUGAUGUUGUGUUAGUAUGCCGGGUGCUGUAAUCCUAGAGUGCUGUAACUCUCUCUGAUGCACUGAUGUCUGUUGGAGUGAGAUCAAAUGAAUGAUUCAUAAUUGAUAUAUCAUCUGAAGCCUAAUUUUUAAACAAGUAAUAUUCAUACUGGUUUA